Messenger RNA from Lachnellula hyalina, 579 nucleotides. Its product is annotated as ATP-dependent RNA helicase. NCBI's taxonomy places the organism in Eukaryota, Fungi, Ascomycota, Leotiomycetes, Helotiales, Lachnaceae. The transcript has 2 exons. The record is from RefSeq and is a predicted model, not a curated record. Bases 1 to 579 code for a protein of 192 amino acids.
AUGUCUGCCGAAGAAGAUCUCAUCGAUUACUCCGAUGAGGAGCUACAAACCACCGAUGCUGCGCCUGCAGCUGGUGCCGAUGCAAAUGGAGGUGCCAAGAAGGGCGAUUUGACAGUUUCUGGAGGCAACGCCGACAAGAAGGGCAGUUACGUCGGCAUCCACUCGACCGGAUUUCGCGAUUUCCUAUUGAAGCCGGAGCUUCUGCGUGCCAUUACCGAUUGCGGUUUCGAACAUCCAUCGGAGGGAAAUAUGAGAAUAAAUACGCUGGUCCUUCAACCCUCCAAAGAAGUCGCGGCCGAUCCUGGAAUGUCUCUGUGGCCAGGUUGCAAACCUAAGCAGGUUAUACAAAGGGAGAUCUCUACGCGCGCAAGCGAGAAUCUCGAGAGGGUGGUGCAAUCCGGGCGAAGCGGAAACAUGCACGAGAAAGGUGGCGCCAAGAGACUUUCCAGGAUUUGGCUCGUAAUCGACAACUUCGAAAUUGUUGCAAUCCAUGCUCGGUCGACGAUAUACGCCUUUAAAGGCAAAUGUCGCACCUAUGUUUCGAUGCAUACUUUCCUUGGGAUCGAUGUUGUGUUGUAA